AUGAAUUAUAUAGUUGUUUUAGUUAUUUUUGUUAUUACUCUUUAUUUCUUUAAUAAUGAUAGAAAGAGUAAAAUCAAUUCUAAAAUACCAGGUCCAAUUGGUUUACCAGUUUUAGGUCAUGUUUUGUAUAUGACUGGAGAUAUCCAUUUACAAUUUCAAAAAUGGUUCAAACAGUAUGGCACUAUCUUUAGAGUUAGAGUGGGUGUACAUGAAACUGUUGUAAUUACAGGUUAUCCAACACUUAGAAAGGCAUUCAUUGAAAAUUCAGAAGCAUUUGCAAGCAGAUGGCAACCAAAUAGCAGAUACUUUGCAAAUCAAUUUGGAGAAAUGGCAUUUUUAAAUGGUGAAAAACAUGCUCUUUUAAAGAAAGUAGUAUUAAGUGAAAUGACUACAGUUAGAAUUAAAAAAAUGGAAGAUCAUAUAAAAAAAGAAUGUGAAAAGUUAAUCAAGUUAUUCGAUCAACAUGCAGAUAGUAAUGAACCUUUUGAAAUCAAUAGUUAUUUACAUAUGUUUUCAUUGAACAUAAUCCUUAGAUUUUUAUUCGGUGUAGAUUAUCCAUAUGAUAAGGUUUCACAAACUGAAGGUAUAAUCAAAGCAAUUAUGGACUUCUUUUUAGUUGCUGGUACUCCUGUAGUCUCUGACUUUAUUCCAUGGAUCAAGCCAAAUCCUAAACAUCCAUUUUUUGUUACCUACAACAAGCUCGCUGAAGAAACAGAUGUUUUAAUCAAAAAGUAUCAAAAGACCAAACAAGAAGAAAUAGAAAACGGUACCUUUUUAGAAGAAAAUGAAACAAUAGUUGGUGGUUUAGUUAAAGAAUACGAAAAAGGAAAUAUCAGUUGGGGUAAUGUAACUCAUACUGCAAUUGAUAUGGUUUCAGCUGGUAGUGAUACAAGUGCCAAUACAAUGAUCUUUUGUUUAAUCGAACUCAUUAACCAUCCAGAUAUUCAAUCUAAAUUAAACAAUUGUAUUUCAACUUCAAUUUUUCCAAAUGAAACUGUAAUUACCCAUAGUAAAUAUCGUUCAUCUAUUCAAUAUUUAACAAUGGUAAUGAAAGAAACCUUCCGUAUGUACCCCAUUGGACUUUUAGGUAUUCCACAUGUAACAUCAGUUGAUGUAGAAGUUGAAGGUGUCAAAAUUGCUGCAGGAACUCAAGUAUUCCAAAAUAUCUAUGCUUCACAUAGAUGCGAAGAAUUCUUUAGUAGUCCAAAUGAAUUUAUACCAGAAAGAUUUAUGGAAUCAUCAAAUUUAAAUUACGGUAGCCAAACAAACCUUGUUCAUUUUGGAAUCGGUGUAAGAGACUGUAUUGGUAAAUCAUUAGGUGAAACAGAAAUUUUUACAUUAUUAUCAACUCUAAUUAACAGAUACGAAUUUAUUAACCCAGAUCCAUCAAAACCAUUAAAUGAUGUUGGCUCUUUUGGUUUAACAUACCAACCACCAAGAACAAAGGUAUUACUUAAAAAAAGAUAA
Molecule: messenger RNA, 1467 nt
Organism: Dictyostelium purpureum
Lineage: Eukaryota; Evosea; Eumycetozoa; Dictyosteliales; Dictyosteliaceae
Exons: 2
Coding region: 1-1467 (488 amino acids)
Molecular function (GO): oxidoreductase activity, acting on paired donors, with incorporation or reduction of molecular oxygen; iron ion binding; monooxygenase activity
Source: RefSeq, a predicted model, not a curated record